Cryptomeria japonica (Japanese cedar) is the source of this 1089-nucleotide messenger RNA. RefSeq names its product rust resistance kinase Lr10-like. Gene Ontology annotation, molecular function: polysaccharide binding; ATP binding; protein kinase activity. NCBI's taxonomy places the organism in Eukaryota, Viridiplantae, Streptophyta, Pinopsida, Cupressales, Cupressaceae. The transcript has 2 exons. Bases 1 to 1089 code for a protein of 362 amino acids. Gene Ontology annotation, biological process: protein phosphorylation. The record is from RefSeq and is a predicted model, not a curated record.
AUGCUUCCUCUAAGUCUUCUUGUCAGCGCUGCCAUCUGUGCCCUUUUCUUUCGAUGCUCUUUAUGCAUUGAUCCGCAGUACGAAUAUUGCGAAAGCAAUCAAACAUGUGGGAGCAAAAGCUUCACGUUUCCUUUCGGCGUAGGAAAUGGAAGUUGUGGUCUCCCUAGCUUUGAGAUCGACUGUGUGCAGGAGUUACGUCCAGUAAUUGGAAUAGGGAACACCAACUACACAAUAUUACUGAUUUUCUUUGACAAUCGGACAUUUAUGCUAACAAAUGACAAGAUUUUCCAAGAUUUCACAUCUUCUUAUCUGAUCGAUUCAACCUGGGACUCGGGCAACAAAAUCUUUAAUAUCAUCAACGUUAGCAACGCAAGUGAAGAAGUUUAUAUGUGUGGUGAGAAAUGUGUAUCAUAUCCACCAGAAUAUCUGAAUCUCUCAUGUUCCCCCAGAAUGGUGAACGUUCUAGCAGCAACAGUGCAAUGGAAUUAUCCCCAAGAACGAGAACAUACUUGUAGAGGUUGUGAAAAAAGUAAGGGCUUUUGUGGGUAUAAAACUCCUCAGUUAGGGGACUUCUUAUGCUUUUGCCAGGAUGGACCUCAUUCAAAGCACUGCCCGAAAGGCAAAAGAGGAGUUGUAAUAGGUGUUGCUAGUGGAGCGGCAGGCUUGCUGAUAGCUGCAGUAGUGGUUGUAGUUUAUUAUUGGAUCUCAAGGCCUUCUUGUGAGGUGGAGCAAUUCCUUCAUGAUUAUGUUGAUGAAAUGCCCAGCAAAUAUUCAUAUUCUCAACUGAAGAAGAUCACCAAUAAUUUUGCAGAUAAAUUAGGUGAAGGCGCUUUUGGUGUGGUUUACAAAGGAAAGCUCUCUAGCGGUACUAUGGUGGCUGUGAAAAUUUUGGAUCAGUUGAGACACAGUGAGAGCCAGUUCAUGAAUGAAGUUGCAACUGUCGGAAGGAUCCAUCACGUUAAUUUGGUUCGACUGAUGGGCUAUUCCUUUGAAGAAGCUAGAAGAGCACUUGUCUAUGAGUACGUCGUGAAUGGGUCUCUGGAGAAGUUUAUAUUUGUAGAAAAAGGAAAAGAACAGAUGCUCAAUUAG